Penicillium daleae is the source of this 1494-nucleotide messenger RNA. RefSeq lists its product as uncharacterized. The record is from RefSeq and is a predicted model, not a curated record. NCBI's taxonomy places the organism in Eukaryota, Fungi, Ascomycota, Eurotiomycetes, Eurotiales, Aspergillaceae. The coding region runs from base 1 to 1494 and encodes 497 amino acids. The transcript has 2 exons.
AUGGCAUCUUGGCCAGGAACACAAGGGGCGCGUGUAUCGCCGGUAGGCAUCGAACGAUCGCAUGAUAACGCUUCUUUGAAGGGUGUGAGCUGGACAGAUACCAGGAGUGAGGGUCAUACACCCAGCAUUCUUUUUUCAGAGGAGAGCUCGCCGUUCCAGUGGGACUCGCGAGGGACCAGCUAUGAACAAGCCAUGAGCUCCACGUCCUCGGGCACACUGCAGCCGCCGUAUCCGCGUUAUACAGGAGCCGUGCCGCCUAUCACAACAUCCACAGCCCGUAUGGUUACGGCUCCUGAAAGAGAAGAUGCUGGUCCGAGCGGAGAAUCGAAAGAUUUCGAUAGGCCCAGAUCUUCGAAUACAGUGCGCCAAGCAGAUGUUUCUUCUAGAUUAUCUCUGCCUGCUCGAUCUUGCGAUCAUGUGCCUGUGCGGACAGGAAAAACCGGUGCUCAUCUUGCAAAAUUGCUCGAGGAAGUUCGUCGCUUACAGAAAGACGUGUGGAGCAAACGAUCGCGAACACGAGAUCUUCGCCAUGCUUUACGGCAGAAACGCGAGGAAGAGGAUUACCUGCGACUCGUGCUAGAGGAGAAACUGAGUUGGCUCUCUCCAGAGUCUAUCCACCUGCAAACUCCAGCAAUCAGUAAAGCCAUCGAAGACUUGAAAGCUGCCACAGGGCUUUACCACACUCUUGAAAGCGACUAUCAGAGGAUUGAAGAUGAGCUUAAUAAAGAAGAGACUCUGCUGGACAAACGAACGACAAGAUUGAACAAGCUGCUGCGCAGACAAGUCGCCCCAUGGAACGAACAGAAGGACUCUGUUAACUCGUUCUCGGAUACAUAUUCAACCUCUUCCUCCGCCUACGAUGCCGACAGCGAUGCCGACCGGUUUUCGUCCAAGGCCGCAGAAUAUCUCACUCUCGUUGGGGAGGUGCGCAUGCUCCGUGAACAGCUCCGAGAACUCAAAUCGGAGUAUAUGACUUUGUUAGACCAAGAAGAUCUUCGUGAGCGAAUCGGCCUCUCGCUUGAUCCAACGGCUCUGGAAUUCCUGGCAGGCUACGAAGAUGCAAAGGCAAAGGCGCAGGCUGGACUAGACUUUGCAAUCCGUCGAGUGAUGAACCACCCCGAACACAAGGAUCACCCUGAGGCAGCUACAUUCGAUGAUCAAUGGGACCAAGUUGUGAAAGACUUUCAACCCGAGACACCAGACAUUCAAGCGCCACGAGACCCAUUGCGAGUGACCGAGUUCGAGGACCAGUCGCCGUUCUUUGAAGAGAGACGACCUGUCGCGAUGAAUAAGUUUACAUUUGUGAAUCGGUGGCUUCUUCACCGGUUGCGUCAUUCUAGUUUUGAGGUUUUGCAAUAUAAAUCGCAUCCAGGAUUUACUGAGCUCGCGAAUGAGGGUUGGGACGGUGAUAGCAUUAGCCAGAUGGCUUUGAUGCUGUGGUUCCGGGAUGAGACGGCGGGACUGGUGACUGUGAGAGACGAAUUUGCAGAAUAA